Molecule: messenger RNA, 1605 nt
Organism: Jaminaea rosea
Lineage: Eukaryota; Fungi; Basidiomycota; Exobasidiomycetes; Microstromatales
Exons: 1
Coding region: 192-1169 (325 amino acids)
Source: RefSeq, a predicted model, not a curated record
CAUCACUUCCUUGUCCCAUCACAUCAUUUCUUCCUCGACCGUUCCUAGCGCAUCACCACAGCCAGCACGCCCAGCCUCACACCACGCAGCUGCACUGGAUCUCGUCUGCACCAAGCUGGGGUGACAGCUGUUCCCCGCUUCUCAGCCAGCGUCAUUGGCUUCCCUCCGCCAACUCAUCCCUUCGAGUCAGCAUGCCGUCCUCUAGCUCAGAUUGCGAGCAAGACAGUGCUUGCACUUCGCUGCUCAGCGUGUAUUCAGGCGACCACGUCAAGCCUGACUCCAGCAAGGAGCUUAUUGAAGACGGUGUGCUGACCGUGUAUACCAAUGGCUCGAGGGACCUCUCCUCGCUCGCUCGCGUUCAAAUCUAUGGCCAGGUCCCUAAGGAAAAUCCCUACUGGACCAACAGUGCUCGAGUGCGAGAGGACAUUCGAAGCUUGAGGGCUCUCACCAUCCGAUAUGACUCUUCUGGAAGCAAACUCACCAAGAGCGAUUUCGUCCAAAGGGAUGUUCGGGAGAGAAUCUGGCGCUAUGUCCGCCAUCUCUCCCGCGACAGAGGCGUCGAUCUCCCUGAAGUAUGCUUUGACCAGCAUUCAGCGUAUAGCCGCAGCGGCAGUGCAUUUAUCGACCUCGUCUUCACAUCCGCUUCGACGCUGACGGCUGUCGUCAAAUCACUGAAGGAGAUCCUAAUCGAGUCUCCAGACCAGGAACAGCAACGCUACGUUUACCUUUGCUGCUCAAACACUUUACCGGGCGAAAUUUUUGUCGUCGAGUGUCUCGGGCUGCCCCUUGACCGCCUAGAUGUCAAGGAUAUUGCAAAGGGGCUUGACUUGGCUGUGUCACGCGUCGGUCACUUGCUCGGCUUGGCCAAGGUUGUCGCGAGCUCAUGGUCCACGCGUGUCGAGGACAAGUACACCGGCAUUGUUCGAGCCUAUGUUCGCCUGUCUCAAGAGAGCCUCAGUCUACCUCACGCAGACUUCAUCAAGCGCUUGCCCACGCGAUUCAAGCUCGCAGGACUCUCGUACACACUCCAGUACGCCGGCAGCACUCUCCGACCCCAGAACAUCGAGUCGCAAGACAUCUUUGAGCGUGGCGGGGAGAAGGUCACAACGAGGCCUUUGGGCGGCUCUGCGGCGGGUCCAUCAAAGCGCAAGAGGUCUAGCGAGGAGUAGCUUUCGUUGCCAACAGCUCGACGAAAAGUGGCACCCGCACCGACGGUUCCAGUACAUCAGACUUGUCCAUUGAGCCCACAACCACUCUCCAACUUCGGCGCGCCAUCUUUACCGAAGCACCCCACUACCUCAACGACCAGCGGCCGUUCGCUACCCGUCGCGCAGCUCACUACCUUCCUAGUCAAGAGAGCCUGUGCCGCAUCUCUGUCCGACUCUUCGCCCUUGGGCCACUUUGCCAUUGAGAGGUCAUCGAAACCCGUGCGAAAAUUCGGCAUGACGGUCAGCACCAGUGCCUCCAUGACCCCUUCAGUCAAUCCCGCCCCUCCUCUCUUUCUCCUACCCUUGUAACUCUUCCCCUCUACCAAGCUGUGAACACUUCGCUGCUCUGACUGGAGCAAGUCGAAGUCUCUCCUCCCUCGUGAAUCCGAAAUAGCCA